Messenger RNA from Haplochromis burtoni (Burton's mouthbrooder), 2095 nucleotides. It is a transcript of the gene tab1, whose product is annotated as TGF-beta activated kinase 1/MAP3K7 binding protein 1. Gene Ontology annotation, molecular function: protein serine/threonine phosphatase activity. The transcript has 11 exons. NCBI's taxonomy places the organism in Eukaryota, Metazoa, Chordata, Actinopteri, Cichliformes, Cichlidae. The coding region runs from base 187 to 1707 and encodes 506 amino acids. Gene Ontology annotation, biological process: protein dephosphorylation. Gene Ontology annotation, cellular component: cytosol. The record is from RefSeq and is a predicted model, not a curated record.
UAAUUUUAAUAUGCGAAUACGUUUCAUAUCCACAUACUACCUGGUAAUGGUGAAUUUAGCUGUCGGUUUAGAUAUAUAUUUUUAGUUCAAUUUUACUCUCGCAUAGCUUGCCUUCCAACUUCAGACUUUGAAGCUGAGAUUUUCUACCUCUGUGCUGAAUCGUGAACGUAACGAGUUCCGUUCAACAUGGCGGCCCAGCGUAGGAAUUUGAUGCAGAGCCAGCAUCAAAGCUGGACAGAUGACCUGCCUCUGUGUCAGAUGUGUGGGGUCGGAACAGCACCCAACUGUGUGUACGGCCCUGAUGGCAAAGGAACUCAGAGCCACCCCAACGAGGAUGGACACCUCAGGUUCAGAGGUGACGAUGGCUGUUUCCUGUACGGGGUUUUUAAUGGUUACGAUGGCAGCAGAGUGGCCAACUUUGCUUCCCAGUGUCUGACAGCGGAACUGCUCCUGGGGCAGCUAAACUCCGGUCACACAGACAACGACGUCCGCAGGAUCCUCACACAGGCCUUUGAUGUGGUGGAGAAGAGCUACUUUGAAACCAUAGAUGAUGCUCUGGCUGAGAAGGCUAACCUGAGCAACUACCUCCUACCGCACAAUGAGAAUGUUCCGUUCCACCAGCUUUCUCCUCAGAGUCAAAAGGUGAUGGAGCGGCUGAAGGAGCUAGAGCAGGAGGUGUCAGGAGGCGCCACGGUUGCGGUGGCGCUCAUUCUCAAUAACAAGCUCUACAUUGCAAACGUUGGGACGAACCGAGUCCUGCUGUGCAAGUCCAGCAGUGACGGCCAGAACCAGGUGCUUCAGAUCGGCCGACCGCACAGUACUGACAACGAGGAUGAGCUGCAGAGACUGGCUGCACUGGGACUGGAUUCAGCUCGGAUAAGACAAGCGGGCCAGAUAGCGGGCCAGAGCAGCAGCAGAAGGCUUGGAGACUACCGAGUCAAAUUUAACUACAACGAGAUUGACGUGCUCAGCGCGGCCAAGUCAAAGCCAGUUGUUGCGGAGCCAGAGAUUCACGGCGGCCAGUCUUUGGAAGGCGUCACAGGCUUCUUGUUGCUGAUGUCAGAGGGACUGAUAAAUGCCCUCGAGUCCGCCCAUGGUCCCGAACAGGCUAAUCAGGAAAUUGUUGCCAUGGUAGCAGCAGAGCUAGCCCAGCAGACCAGUCUGGAGGCGGUGGCUCAGUCUGUGGUUGAUCGGGUCAAGCGGCUUCACCACGAUGUGUUCGUGUCCGGCCGUCAGAGGGCGACUUACUGCUCUCGACACGAAGACAUGACCCUGCUCAUCCGCACGCUCAACUACCCACUGGCUGAUGCAGCGCUCACGCCCACGCAGGGCGGCCGUAUCUGUCCCGUGUCUGUGCCCUACUCAAACAGCCAGAGCACCAGUAAAACCAGUGUCACCCUCUCGCUGGUCAUGCCCUCACAAAGCACCCUGACCAAUGGAACCAACACGGCCUCCACCCUGGAGGAAGGCACCCCGACACCUGGUCAGAGCCCCACAGCCACUCUGCAGUCCACCAACACCCAGACGCAGAGCUCCAGCUCCAGCUCAGGAGAUGGAAGCCUGUUCCGCCAGAGAGGGAGUCAAGCGGCGCAGCCUGACGAGACGGGCAGGGUCCCACCCUACGUGGACUUCAGUCAGUUUUACCGACUGUGGGGGAGCGACCAUGGCGAUGGCCAGAGCAUGCAAGGAGGCCUGGGACCGCAGUGAGACCCACUGGAGUUUCCAGCAAAGCUGACACAUGGAUUUUUUUUAAAGGGACAAAGAUUUAGGGACGUGAUGGGACAUCUUAUAAUAUGCUGUUAAUGUAAUGUUACUACAUAUAAGUGACCUAAAGGUGCAUGGGGAUGAACUUCUCAACAGAAGUUGAAGACAAUGAAAUGCUGGGAAAACAUUGUCACUUCACUCCAAAUUGAUGUUUGGUCAUUUGUAAAAGACAAAGGUGAGUGAGUGAAUCCAUGUAAUCCAGAUUGACAAAAUUAUUUUCAGAUGUAAAGGCACCAAAAGGGGAAUCUCAUGGACUGGGGAGCUUGUGGAGCUGUGAGUUAUUAUAUACUGUAAGGCCUUAAAACUGAAUAAAUGAAUGCUUUAUAAAGUA